AUGAGAAAGUCAUCGAAUCGACGUUGGCCUAGUUGUCCAAGGGAUCCGAGCAGACGUUUACACCCUUUGCCUCCAUCUACGCGCCCGGUACCGGAACAGCAUCUGGAAAGAAAAACUGUUGAGCCGGACAGCACAGAGGACGUAGUGGGAAGUGGGCAGCGGGUAAUCCAGGCUGAAAAAAGGUUGGAGAGUACUGAGAAAGAUCUUGAAGAAUCUUACGUAGACAAGAGUAUUGAGGCAGUUAAAGAAGGUAGCGAAAAAAGUGAAGACGACGAGUUGGAGAGUACUGCGAAAGAUCUUGAAGAAUCUAACGUAGACAAGAGUAUUGACGACGCACACGAAAGUAGCGAAGAAAGCGAAGAAGAGGAAAACGGGGAUAGCACUGACGAGGAGCAGUUAUUUGCAGAUACCGAUAGUGAUUCAGGUACUGGCAUUAUGCUUCCUCAGAUAAAGUUUUUGAGUCCCAAGGUCUUUAAGGCAACGCCGGAAGAUGACGCCUUCAACUGGCUUGAGCGUUACGAGUCAACGGGAGCGUACAAUCAAUGGGGCGAUACGGAGCUAAGGGCGAAUUUCAGCAUGUAUCUGGAUGGAGCGGCAAGAAAAUGGUACCUGUGCUCCACACUUCCGACGGAGUGGCGUGAUUUACCCAUACGACCGGGGGUUGGCCUCAACGCAGCUGAUCUUCCGGCAGUAACUGGAGUCAGAACACUGUUUUUUAAAGAAUUUCAGCAACAAAACUACAAGCUGUUUCAGGAAACACGCUUGCGGAACCGGGUUCAAGGUAUCGAAAAAGCGACAACUAACUACUAUUACGAUGUUAUUGAUCUUUGUAGGGUGGUGGAUCCAACAAUGACGGAAGCCACCAAAGUCGACUACCUUUUUGGGGGAUUACGGCCCUCGUUGGUCGAAAAAUUGUACCCGUUACAACCCAAAACAGGCGAAGAAUUUUUAGAGGCGGUGAAACGGUUUACUGUUGCCAAGCUCUUGGCCAAUAGACGAAACUGGCCGGACGCGGUGCUCGGGGUGGCAGCAACCAGAGUGGCGGAUGUUCCAAUUGAUUUCAUUCGGACCCUUCCAAAACCAGCUCCAACUGUGGCUGAUACGGAAUUAUGGAAAGUUAAAGAACUGCAAGGUGCGGUAGAAAGUUUGAAGAUUCAAGCAACUCCACCUCCGAAGAGACCAGGAAACGAGAAGACAGUUACGUGGGGAGAGUCGGAGAGAAUCUACAGAAACAAUAACGGAGUACUCAAAUGUUACUGUUGUAACGGAACGGGGCACAUGGCCCGGAAUUGUUGGGAAAAUCCGCAAUCUGCUCAUUUCCGACAACGAUCCUACUCAGGUCCUCCUGGCCCACAGAGAGGGCCGUUGGGUCCUCCCGCGCCAAUCAACAUCGUGUCCCAGCUAGCCGAGACGACUGCAGAUUCAUCAACACAGGAGGAGAUAAAGGAGCAACCUAUCCUUAGACUAGAUUUCAGCAAGCUGAAAUAA
Molecule: messenger RNA, 1488 nt
Organism: Daphnia magna
Lineage: Eukaryota; Metazoa; Arthropoda; Branchiopoda; Diplostraca; Daphniidae
Exons: 1
Coding region: 1-1488 (495 amino acids)
Molecular function (GO): nucleic acid binding; zinc ion binding
Source: RefSeq, a predicted model, not a curated record